UGGAGAACAAGACUAUGUUUUAAGCAGUUUUAUCCGAGAUAUAUACGCAUCUAUUUGAAGUGAUCUGGCCUCCCAUCCCAAAUCUAUGGUUCUAAUCGCACUUGAACCAUGUGGGAUUGGAACGUUUUUGUUGAAUCCAGUGGAAAAUGAUCACAACACAAACAUAUUACACAAAAACUGCUACAGCGAGGGGAAAAAAAUCAAUUCCUCGGGAAAAAAUAUGAGAAAAAAGGAAAGAAUUUGUGUUUCUGGCUCCCAUUCAGGUCAGAGCUGUCUCUGUUACUCACUCCCUUCCUUUCUCUUAACUUUCCCUCUCCCACUCCCACUCUCUCUCUCUCACAUCUGGAGGGUAUCUGGUGUGGCUGUGUGACUCCUCGCCUGCUAUGGGACAGCCUGUGUUUGGACUGGACGUCAGACUUCAGUGCGUUUCAGCAAACGUUGGUCGGACGGGCCCUUGCAGUUGGUGAGGACCGAAGCUUCAGACACAGCAGAGAGAGCGGACAGAGACCCGGCUGCCUUUUGUUGUUCACCUGAGCUCAGCAGCAGUGGACAUGGCCUUUCCCAAGCAUUCCAUCCUGCAGGCCCUGAGUGUGCUGCUCCUGGCCUGGGCGUUGGUGCAUUGCCAGGCCCCUCUCGAACCAGAGGAAGAGGAUGAGGAAGAGCCAAUAAUGGAGACCGACAUCGCAACAGCGGUGACGAAAUCUGAGCCGCUUGAAUGUCCGCCGGAGUGCAGCUGUACGUCCGAAGGGGCAGUUGACUGCGCCGGAGUCGACCUCACAGAGUUCCCCGCCGAGCUGUCUGACACAACUCGCCAGCUUUCUCUGCAGAACAACAAAAUCGAGGAGAUAACAGUCGAGCACAUUUCCCAUCUGCAUCAACUCGAGACUCUCAACCUUCAGAACAACUGGCUCACUACAAAUGGUCUGGAAGAUGAAGGUUUUGAGAUGCUUGAGCAGCUGUCUUAUUUAUACUUGGCAAAUAACAAGCUCACCUCAGCACCAAAAGUCCUACCACCCUCUUUGGUCAGUGCUGAUUUUGCUGCUAAUCAGCUCACAAAGAUCUACCUAUACACGUUUGGCCAUAAACCAAAACUGAGGUCUGUGUAUCUCCAUAACAACAAGCUGACUGACGCAGGGCUUCCUGAUUAUACGUUCAACGGUUCUGACGCCCUGGAGAUCCUCACCAUGUCCAGCAACUACCUGCGGGUUGUCCCGAGGAACCUGCCCUCCAGCCUUUACCGUCUUCAUCUGAAGAGUAACAAGCUGGAGAAAAUCCCAGCAGGGGCCUUCGACAACUUGUCAAACCUCAGAGAGCUGUAUCUCCAGGACAACCUCCUCAGCAAUGAGGGAAUGGACAACGAUACUUUCAGCCAACUGAGCAGCCUGGAGUGUCUGGACUUGUCAAAUAACAACCUGAGUGUCGUCCCCAAGGGUCUGCCUCGCAAUCUAGUGCUGCUACACUUGGAGAAGAACUCCAUCCGCAGCAUCCCUGGAGACGCUCUUACUUCUGUCCGAAACCUUGAGUACCUGCUCCUCCACAAUAACAAGCUGCGCUCACGUUCCAUCCACCCGACUGCCUUCCAGGGCUUGAAGAAACUGCACACUCUCCAUAUGUACAACAACUUGCUGGAACGGGUUCCCAGGGGCUUGCCUAAGCGGGCCAAGAUCCUAAUGUUGCUCCACAACUUCAUUGCCGAAAUAAGCCGCAACGACCUGGCCGUGCUGUACACCCUGACCGAGCUCAACCUCAGCUACAACAAGCUGACCAGCCCCAAGCUGCACCGCGAUGCCUUCAGGAAGCUGCGUUUUCUGGAAACCCUCGAUCUGUCGGGGAACAGCCUUCACUCGUUGCCCGUGGGUCUUCCCCGCAGCCUGCAGACGCUGGAAAUCAAGAACAACCAGCUGAACUCCAUACCGGACGGUGCGCUGACGGGCAUGGACAAGCUACUGAAGCUCAUCCUAAGCAACAACCAGCUGAAACUGAAUUCAGCCUACCAGGGAGCCUGGAUGGAGCUCAGUGCGCUCACAACGCUAGACCUGUCUGGCAACCAGCUGUCCCACGUCCCCUCUGACCUGCCUGAGUCUCUGGAGUACCUUUACCUGCAAAGUAACCGCAUCUCCAGUGUUCCUGCUUCAGCAUUUGAAGGCACUCCAAACAUCAAAGGCAUCUUCCUCCGGUUUAACCGCCUGUCUGUGAACUCUGUGGACGAGAGCUCUUUCGCACACCUGUCCAGCUUGCAAGUGCUGGACAUCGGCACAGGAAACACCGACCUCCCGUUUAAAAUGGAAGAGGUGGAGGAGGAGCAGGAAACAUAAGACGCGCUUAAUUGAACUGACAUUGGACUGCAUUGUGACAAGGACAGAAAGGGCUUUUAAAUGGGAGUGAACCUGUGAAUGUCAUUUCCCAGGUCCAUUAUUGUACUGAAUGGCAGAGUUACAUAUUUCUGGUGCAGGAUGCCGGAUGAAGUUACUUUACGGUAGUUUCCAUUUUUUGGGCUGGUUAGUAUAGCAUAUCUUUAUAUCUGAGCUUUAAAUAUUUGUUUUGGACUGUUGACACGCAACAUCUAUCAUCUAAUUCAGAUUUUUGUGCUUUAUUUCAAAAAUACAUUCACAGAAGUCAGUGUGAAUUUUCCCAUGUAAAUGUUUCAGAGUCAAUAACAAAAAUUUAAGCAAAGUGAAAAAGGACACGAUCACACUGUGCGUCUUUCUCUGCUUUAUGUCAUUUUGUUAAUGGCUGCCUUGUCUCCCUCCCUGGCUUAAAAAAGUGAUUUUACCAGAAA
Molecule: messenger RNA, 2779 nt
Organism: Sebastes umbrosus (honeycomb rockfish)
Lineage: Eukaryota; Metazoa; Chordata; Actinopteri; Perciformes; Sebastidae
Gene: podn
Product: podocan
Exons: 12
Coding region: 552-2315 (587 amino acids)
Molecular function (GO): protein binding
Source: RefSeq, a predicted model, not a curated record